AUGGCGACGCAGCAGAUCGCCCUCCUUCUCUUACUCCUCGCCGCCGCCCAUGGCCUCUCCGUGGCCGUCAGCCCUACACCCAUCAUCAACACCACAUGCGCUGCGCUCGCCCACAGCCCCAAUGUCACAGUGCACGUCGACUACGAAUUCUGCGUCCGCGCGCUUUCAGUCGACCCGGCGUCCUCGUCUGCCACGGACGCCCGCGGGCUAGCGGCGGCCGCGGCAAGCCUUACCGUCGCCAACCUAACGUCCACGGAGCACAUCAUCGCGGACCUCGUCCAUAAUCUGGGCCGUUGUCUUACCGACUACAGAGAGAUUAACGGCAUGGUGCGGCACGCGCUCGACGACAUCCGAGGCGGGCGCGGCGCCGACGCUUCCGAGAAGCUUUUGCAAGUGGCAAAGGCAAACGCUCCUGCUUGGUGCGACCUCAUCUUGAUAGAGGGAGACGCCAAGAGGAACCCCAUAGAUCAGGAGAACCAUAACGCUGACUUCUUGUCCGUCAUUGCCUCCGGAAUUGCCGAGCUGAUGCUGCAUUCUCAUGGAUGA
This is a messenger RNA of Triticum turgidum subsp. durum (durum wheat), 546 nucleotides long. Lineage: Eukaryota; Viridiplantae; Streptophyta; Magnoliopsida; Poales; Poaceae. The record is from the annotation of a GenBank genome assembly.